This is a messenger RNA of Cuscuta campestris, 1074 nucleotides long. The record is from the annotation of a GenBank genome assembly. Lineage: Eukaryota; Viridiplantae; Streptophyta; Magnoliopsida; Solanales; Convolvulaceae.
AGACAACCCCAAAUAUAAUUGGGCCUUCAUUUUUCUUCGCCGAACUCAAUCUAUUGUUUUGGCAAAAACGGGUUUGGCCUGACCCAAGUUUCUAAAACAUUGGGUUGAAGAUCCGGUGGGGCAAAGCCCGUCUCAGACUGGUUUCCUGACUUUCCCCAAAUGGACAUUCAAGCUCCGUGUAACGCUUGCUACUCUCUCCACGGGCGGCGGGCACUUCACGCGCCGCCGUACUUCGUUAACUUCCAUUUGAACUCCGCCAGACGCAGCCACAAAGUGACUUCAGAGCUGCGACCACUGGCCGCCGUCGCCGCUCCAAGCGCUUCCAGCUAUCCCCUCUCGAAAGUUCCCGCUCACAAGGUCACCGUUCACGACCGUCAGCGCGGCGUCGUUCAUGAGUUCUUCGUUCCAGAGGAUCAGUAUAUAUUGCAUACAGCUGAGGACCAGAACAUAAGCCUUCCCUUUGCUUGCAGGCACGGAUGUUGUACUAGCUGUGCUGUACGUGUAAAAUCUGGGCAAAUACGACAGGCAGAAGCAUUGGGGAUUUCAAAUGAACUUAAAGCAAAGGGAUAUGCACUUCUGUGUGUGGGGUUUCCAUUAACUGACCUUGAAGUUGAAACUCAAGAUGAGGAUGAGGUAUAUUGGCUCCAAUUCGGAAGAUAUUUUGCCCGUGGAUCUAUUGAAAGAGAUGAUUAUGCCUUGGAAUUAGCUAUGGGAGAUGAGUGAAAAGUGAUCUAGAGGACCGAGGAGUUCAAGUGAUCAAGUAUGACAAAUUCUCUUUCCCUUGCAUUCUCAUGUAUCUACUUUUAUCAUAAAUGAAACAAUUUUUAAUUUAAAUAAAAUGGAUUGAGUUAGGAAAAAUAAGAUAAAUGCUUGAAACUGAAAAAAUUAGAAACAAUGUGAAGAAAAUAAUAAGAGGGAAAAUAUUCUGUAUAUUGAAUUGUUCUGCUAAGUACAAGGAGUUUCUCCUUUAUUUAUAGGAGAGGAUAAAGACCAAAACACAAAAGGAAUUCUAUUCCUACAAGGAAACAAAUCACUAAAUAUGAACAAGGAAACAAAUCAAGAGCAAUCCCACUU